Molecule: messenger RNA, 3715 nt
Organism: Larimichthys crocea (large yellow croaker)
Lineage: Eukaryota; Metazoa; Chordata; Actinopteri; Sciaenidae
Gene: elavl1a
Product: ELAV like RNA binding protein 1a
Exons: 7
Coding region: 182-1228 (348 amino acids)
Cellular component (GO): ribonucleoprotein complex
Molecular function (GO): RNA binding
Source: RefSeq, a predicted model, not a curated record
AGUGGGCGUGGCCGUGACUCGUCACGUCGCCUCCUCGGCUGUUUCUUCACUGAGCUACGUACGUGAGGCCGACUCGUUGGAGGGAAGUGGACGUUGCUACGAAGGAGCAAAAAUCGGGAGGAGAGAGCAGAAACACAAACUAUCCACUAAAAAGCUGCCCCAGGAGCAGUGAAGUGUCUUCAUGGCAGUUCGUCGAGGACACAUUAAGUACUUGAAAGCUGACCUGCAGGAGGUGUAUGACAUGUCAAACGGUUAUGAAGACCACAUGGGAGGGGAUGAGGGGAAGGACGCCAAGACCAACCUGAUAGUGAACUACCUGCCUCAGAGCAUGACGCAGGACGAGCUGCGGAGCCUCUUCAGCAGCAUCGGAGAGGUGGAGUCCGCCAAGCUGAUUCGUGACAAAGUCGCAGGCCACAGUUUAGGGUACGGAUUUGUUAACUAUCUUAACCCUAGUGAUGCAGACAGAGCUAUCAGUACACUGAAUGGACUAAGGCUACAGUCCAAAACUAUCAAGGUUUCAUACGCACGGCCCAGUUCUGAUACAAUAAAGGAUGCCAACUUAUAUAUCAGCGGCCUGCCGAAGGCCAUGACCCAGAAGGACGUGGAGGACAUGUUUUCACGCUUUGGACACAUCAUUAACUCUCGUGUACUUGUUGAUCAGGCCACAGGUACGACAGGUGGGUCCCGCGGGGUGGCUUUUAUCCGGUUUGACAAGCGGGCAGAGGCCGAGGAGGCCGUCAAAAGCCUGAACGGCCAAAAACCACCCGGAGCCUCCGAGCCAAUCACAGUGAAGUUUGCUGCCAACCCGAACCAGGCGAAGAACACGCAGCUCAUCUCUCAGCUCUACCACAACCAGUCCAGACGCUUCGGCGGGCCCUUACACCACCAGGCACAGCGCUUCAGGUUCUCCCCCAUGGGUGUUGAUCACAUGGGCGGCAUGGGAGGCGUCAGUGUCCCCGGCAACUCCACCUCCGGCUGGUGCAUCUUCAUCUACAACCUGGGCCAAGACGCAGACGAGAGCAUCCUAUGGCAGAUGUUCGGCCCCUUCGGCGCCGUCACCAACGUCAAGGUGAUCCGCGACUUCAACACCAACAAGUGCAAGGGCUUCGGCUUCGUCACCAUGACGAACUACGAGGAGGCGGCCAUGGCUAUCGCCAGCCUGAACGGCUACCGGCUCGGAGACAAGAUGCUGCAAGUGUCCUUUAAGACCAGCAAGGGCCACAAGUAGAGAAAGCGGGACAAUCGGGUGUAGAGGAGAGAUGGAAAUGACUUGCGGCAGGCUUUUAUUGCAGAAUUACGAGUCUGCAAAGUCUGACACAUCUGUUUGAGUUUUAGUGUAUUCCGAGUUAAUUGAUAUGUUCACUCUUCUGCACCUUUGUAUUUGUCUAAGAGUGUUUUUUUUGUUUGUUUUUUGUUUUUUUCAUCUUUAUACAUUCUUGGGGCUUGAGGACACUCGGUAGUUUAAAUUUUAAGGGAGGGAGUGGAGAAGGUGAAAAUCCCAUGAUACCCCCAAGAUAAAUUUAUCUAAACAACUAAAAAUACUGUCUGUAUGUGUUGCAUGUAUAACUGUGGGAACUAGAUAAAGGAGGCAGGCAAACGGUUCUUAGCAGUGCACUGAAGAUACGGAGCAUAAGGAAAAGCCCUGCGAACUGUUCAAGUGUCGACAUUUUAGUGGAUAAUUUAGUCUAAAAAAAAAAAAAAUAGGUGAAGAACAAUAUUUUGCCCAUAGCCAGUGGUUGUUUCAUUGUUUGAAGAAGCGGCGCUCUGUUCUUGGUCCUUGUCAUUAGUAGAAAUAGAUGCCUUAAAUUAUCAUCCAGUGGACACAUAGACCUACAAUACCACUCACUCGAGUUAAUCUAAGAGCAAAGCACUUUUAACCAAUCUGUUUUAGAUGACCAUGAAUAUCAGUCUUUUUGAUGUAAAUCUGACUUUGCUCGCCCUCCUACCAGGUUAUUGAUUUUUAAAUAUGACCGGCUCUGGAGGGAAAUGUUCUCGUUUUUUCUUUUUUGUUGUCCCUGUGUAAAGUGUCUUUUCUUUUUUUUUUUAGUAUAAGUUGUAUUUCAGGAGAGUCCUGUCGAAUAUGAACCCAAGUCAGUGAGUAGGGAAUUAAGAUGGACCAAAGGCAGGGAGAGAUUUGAUCUUAUAACCCCGCAAGAGUUUCUGAGCAGAUUUUCAGAAGGUAAAUUUACUUUUUUUUUUGUUUGUUUAUUUUGAAGAGGUACUAAGGUAAUAUCUGAUGCUGACAGAGAGCGACAUCACUUUGGCUCAGUUUGCUGUUCUGUUUUUUUCUUUUCUUUUCUUUUGAAUUAAUUGCUUUCCUUUUUUUGUUUGGAUCAUUUUAUUCUUUGAAAAGGCAUCCAUUUACAUUUGUUACACUGUAAGUUACAAACUUGUUCUAGCAAGUGCUUAUCUCAAGUUUGGAGAGAAAUGAAUGGCCUUUGUUUAACGAUUUCAGUUUAGAUUUGCUUUCUUUUCUUCCUUUUGUUUUGAUUGUUUAACUUUGAGCAUAAACCAUUAAAUUUUAUUUCUUUUUGCUGAAAGUUUUGUUUGGUUUGUUUCUUUUUUUAUUUACCUUUUUUCUUUUCUUUUUUUGUUUUAAGAUUUGGUUUGGUUUGUUCUAUUAUUUUCUAGAGGCGAUUCUGCUGUGCUUGGAACAGAUCCCCGGUCGAGCAAAAACAAGCCAUUACAAAGCGUUAAAUUUACAAUGUAUGGACCAAUGUUAGGUGACAUGAGGUUAUGUAACGUGAAGUAAAGUGACGGUCCAGCAGACCUUUUCAUGAAGCAUCAUUGCCAGAUGAGUUUGUACCACUGAAGAGCAACAUAGUGAGCUGAAGCAGUAUGUUAGCACUUUGGGUACAGCUGAGGCGAACUUAUAUUUUUUUUCACAAACUGAAUCAGUAAAUCGGCGUUUUGAUUUACACUUCGAUUCAGUUUGAUUUGUCGUGCAUCAGCUGUGAUAUUUUACUCAUUCACUUGCAGAUUUAGGCAGUUUACACCCAAAUCCAUUGCUCUGAUCUUUGUGAAACACUUCUUACAUCACCCAUUUAGAAAAGAUCAUCGGCAUAUCACAACUAGUCUUUUUGAGUUAUAUACGGAGUUGUAUGCAGGAGUUUGAAGGGUGGUGAAAGGUGGAGCUUGAGCAUCGGUACUGUUAAUUGUUCUUGUUUUAACCUCACCACAAAUUGAGCAGAGGAGCGACUUGGCGGUGGUCACAAGUAGAAAAUGAUUCCUGUGAACAGUACUACUACUACUCACGCUUUUUAGGAUUUACUAUUUAAACCCGUCUCCCCUCCCCCGACUCCUGCGAAGCUUCAUUAAAUGCUUCUUUUCAUCCAUGUGGCCACUCUGAAAGAAGUAUUCCAGUCACAGGCUUCAGAUUUUGUUCUUAAGUGCUUUAUUGAUUUUAAUAUUUUUAGUAUUAUAUUGUCAUUUUUGUCAUAAUCCUUAACUUUGUGCAAUAUUUCCCGACCUGCUCAAAGCAGGUGAUUAGAAUUUUGUUGUAGUCUUGGACUGUCAUCUUUUUUUUUAAAUAUAUAUAUAUUUUCAUUUUUCUACUGACGUUUUAUGUUACUGCUCAGUUUUCUCAGCAGUCUAGUUGGAGCUGCAUGAAUGAUGCAAGUGAAUUUGUUCUAGGGGCAGUCAGAAGGAAACUGCAUUCCGCCUUAAUUUAUAAGUGGAAAUGGUGUGUGACAUCACAGGAGGCGUAAAUAUUUAU